Molecule: messenger RNA, 237 nt
Organism: Clunio marinus
Lineage: Eukaryota; Metazoa; Arthropoda; Insecta; Diptera; Chironomidae
Source: the annotation of a GenBank genome assembly
AAGCUUGAAGAUAUCAAAGGGGUAAUGCAUGGUUGAAAGUAAAUUGAAAGAGAUAUUUAAUUGAACUGCCCCUUGAACAUGGCUAUUAGACAUCAAAGAGAGGAAGAGAAUUAUAUCAUGCUUGGUAGAUAUCAUUUACCGACAUGAAAGGUGAGAGGUAUAAGAUUGCAAAGAAACAUUGAAGCUUAAGCCAGAGUCAUGAUUAAAUGUUAAAUAAAAUAAUAAAAACAUUUUUUU